AUGCAAUCCGCCGGAGGAGGCAACAUGAAUGCCGCGCAGCUUGCCCGCUUGCAGCAACAGCUUGCUCAAUAUGGUAGGGGACAACCUGGGCAGCAACAGCAAAUGAUGAACGCCAAUGCAAUGGGCGGAAUGGGAAAUCAACAGCAACAAUUGCAACAAGCUUACAUGCAGCAACAGCAGUUGCAACAGGGCGGCCAGCAAGCAAUGAAUGCCAGACGUAACUCGCUGCUUGGAGGCAAUGCUAUGGCUAUGUUGCAGCAACAACAACAAGGAAAUAACCAAAUGGCAAACGCAAACCUCAAUUACUUGAAUGCUUUCAAUCAAGGAGGUCCCAGCGGUGCGAUGGAUGCCUCCAGUGCCAGCGGCGCACAAUUGGCUGCUCUAGCGGGCAUUAACAUGGGCGGCAAUAACAACAUGCAAAACCAAGCUGCCAAUAACAUGCUCUUGGGUAAUCGUCAAACGAGCCAGACUCAAAUGCCAGCUCAACAGAUGCAACAAGCUGUGGGUCAAUUGGGGGGUCAAUCCAACAAUGCUGCCCUCUUGCAACAGCAGAUUGCCCAACUUCAGAGACAACUCGAACAGCAGCAGCAAACUCAGAAUCAAAAUCAAGGUAUGGGUAUGUCUGGCGCCAUGGGGGGAAUGCCUGGCCAACGUCGAGCGUCCUCCUCUUCUGGUCAGAACUUUGGGGGUAUGCCAUCGCAACAACAGCAGCUACUUCAGCAAAUGCAACAGAUGGGCGGCGGCAAUUCUGAUCAGUUCUCUUCUAUGGCUGCCAUGAUGCAAGGUCAGAACCCUUCUCAAUUGCAGCAACCACAGCAGACGCGGAAUCAGAUGGGUGGCAGCCUUGGAGGUCUAAACAACCAACAAGAUUUGCUUCUUCAGCAACAGCGGCUGAUGGGGGGAAACGCAGGCAUGAACCAGAACAGCAUGCAAAACGAUAUGUUCUCCAACAACCAAAGUCAAAGUGGCUCCAAUUCCAAUGAUCUGAUGGGGGGAAGAGGACGAUCGUCUCAAAUGAUGCAAAUGGAACAGAUGAAUCAAAGCAUGAAUUCGCAAUCUCAGAACAACAACACCAGUUCCGCCAACAACAAUAACAACGCUUUGGGCAAUUCAUUCAAUAACUUUGACAUGGACGGCUCUACCAACUCUCGGGCUUCCCGCCAACAAGUCAACAACCCGGGAAUCACUCCGCUGGAUUUGGGGGCGGGCCAAGUAGUAGGCGACACUACCAACAAGGACGAUGCAGCCAAUCAAAAAUCGUUCUUGGAUGGAAGCUUUGCAGGGGGUUGGCAGUCGAAUGCCGAUUUGCCGGAUCGAAGAAGAAUAAUAUUCAGCAUUUUGGAAGUCAUUCGACAGAUGCGUCCAGAUACCAACAAGAUUUCGCAAAAGUUGCCACACAUGGCCAAGAGUCUCGAAGAACAUCUGUACCGUUCGGCGCAGACGAAAGAAGAGUACUUGGAUCCAUCUACUCUGAAGAAACGGUUGCAGUUGAUUGCACACGGUCUCGAGCUUCACCGAUCGACUACUUCUACCGAUCCAAGUGGCAAUGACCAAAGUGGCAACAACAGUGUUGGGAACAUUCCAUCGGAAUCCCAACAACUUCAACAAUAUCUUCAAAUGCAAGGUGGAAACGUUAACCUAAAUCAAGGUAACGCGAUCUCAAGAAACUCAAUAACGUCUCUGGGUGGCAUGGCCGGCAGCGGUAACAACCGUGGAGCCAUGGAUGACAUGUCCAUGCAAGGCAGUCUUGGCGGCAAUAACUUUGGUAAUUCAGGAACAUCCGGUCUGGAGGAUCUCAACGAUCCAGUUGCGCAGCAGAAGAAGAAGGUAAUUCGACAACAGCAACAACGCCUAUUGCUUCUGCGGCAUGCUUCCAAAUGUAAAGAGGGUCAAAACUGCAAAACCAAAUUCUGUCCGCAAAUGAUGGCUCUUUGGAAACAUAUGAAGAAGUGCCGGGACAAGAAUUGCAAAACUCCUCACUGUCUCAGCAGUCGAUGUGUUCUAAACCACUAUCGUAUCUGUAAGAGCCAAGGUCGAACUGCGACCUGUGAAGUCUGUGGGCCUGUUAUGGAGCAAAUCAAGCUGAGUGAGCAACUCGACAGUAGCGAUCCCCUGGCUGCAGUUCCACAGUCGGACAUGCCGCAGCUUCAACAGCAGAUCUCUAACUUUGGUAAUCCUCAACAGCAGCAGCAACAGCAACAAAACCAGCUGAACACCAAUGCACAGGCUAGACAACAACAGGCCAUGCAGCAAUUGUAUCAAAAGCAGCAACAAGCGAUUCAGCAAAACCAGAACCAGCAGAUGCCGAAUAUGAUGGGCAUGCAAAAUAACAUGCAGGGUAACCUUCAGAACGAUAUGUCAAACAAUAUGCAAAAUAACAUGCAAGGCGGCAACAACCUAGAUGUUCUCAACUCUCUUGGUGGUGGUGUCGGUCUUGGGUCGAACGACCUUCAAGGUUCGCAGAAUUCCAACCAGCUCCAACAGCAGCAGCAAAACCAAGGAAAUCAACAGCAGAAUCACCAGAACUUGCAGGCAAAGCUUCAGCAGCAACAGCACGUCUUGCGUCAGCUCCAAAAGCAGCAAUCCAAUUUGCUGGAGCAACAACAGCAAUUGCAAGAGCAACAACAGCUUCUCAAGGACCCAGGAACCCAACAAGGUCAGCAACUCCAGCAGCAAAGUCUCUUGCUUCAGCAGCUACAACGUCGCUGCCAACAAGAGCAGGCAAUCAUUCAACAGGAGUUACUGGUUACGAUGAAGGGAAUGCAAGGUGGACAACUAGGCAACCAAGCCCUCGGAAAUACCAGCCAGAAUUCGCAAAUGCUCAACAACAACAGCCAGAACUCUCACCACUCUCAACAGAACCAAAUGGGAAUGCACGGCGGCAACUCGCAGAACAAUCAAAUGAAUGUUCAAGCGCAAAUGCAAGCACUCAGCCAAAGUCAUUUGGACGCUGUCAACACCAACAACAAGAGCAACGAUGACAUGAAUCAAAUGGACAGCCUACAGAACCAGUUGAACUCUGAUCCACUGAAGAAUGACUUGUUGAACCAGCCUCUUCCUGAUGAUUCUCCAGGUGGAGACGACAAGGACGAUGAUUUGGACCAAGAUCUUGACAAUGACAAAUCCAAUGAUGUCAACGGCUCCAGCUCCUCGGAUCCUUUCGAUUCCAUGGGACCUCUUGUCACAGACACUUCUGAAAACAAGGACGAUACGUCUGGUGCACCGAAAGUUCGGUCAGCUCCAAUUCUUUCAAGGGGGAAAGGUGCCCGCGGCAGGGGUGGAAAGGGAAAGCGUCUGCGCGACAUUGCCGACGACUUGCUCCCUGCCGAAAGCGCAGCAGUGGUCAGGGCUGGUGGUUCCAUCGCCAUACCGAGUGAUUCAUCGAGGAAACGAUCUGCUGAUGAUAGUGGAGAGGAUGGUCCCUCUUCUAAAUCCCAAAGGACUGAUGACGACAAGGAUGAUUUAAAUCCUUCUCUGACGUCUUCUAUGCCCAAGGGAGACGUGGAACAGAAUCUCAUGAUGCUCCACAAAGGUCUACAUUUGACAUCAAGAACAAUCACGCACAAGUGCUUGCCAAUCGUGCAACAGCUGAUUGACGAUCCAUACGGUUGGGUCUUCAGAGAUGCCGUGGAUCCAGUUGUGUUUGGUCUUCCAGACUAUUUUGAAGUCGUAAAAAAUCCCAUGCACUUGCUUCUUGUUAAGAAAAAGUUGGAGAAUGCCGUCUACACCGAUAUGGCUUCGUUCGAACGCGAUGUUAAGUUGGUUUUUGAAAAUGCGAUACUUUACAACGGCGAGGAUAGCGAAGUUGGCCAACUUGCACACACAAUGAUGGGAGUCUUUGAAAAAGAAUAUCAAAAAGUGUGCGAAGGUGUAAAGACUGAUCUUCAGCCAUCAAAGCCACCCAGGCCAGCACCAGUAGACAACGUUCCAUGCAAGAUUUGUCGAUUGCAACGUCGUCAGCUGGAACCCCCCGCGUUGUACUGUGCAUCGCUGUCUUGUGAAGCACCAAGGAUCAAGCGAAAUGCGACUUACUAUACCUAUGGAUCGAACCAAAACUGCUGGUGUGAGAAGUGCUAUGAUCAAUUGAACCCGAAGAAACUCAUCACGCUCGAUGAUGGCAACGAUAUCAGGAAGUCUCGACUCCUGAAGUCGAAGAACGAUUCUCUUCCUGAAGAAUGUUGGAUCGAGUGCGACGACUGCCAUUGUCGAGUCCAUCAAAUCUGCGCACUCUACAACGGACGAAUUGCCAAGCCCAACUCUGUCUUCCGCUGUUCGGAAUGUGAAAAGAAGCGAAAUAUCAAUGUUCCAAAGAAUAUGGGUAGUCGUGCUGCCGACCUUCCCAAAUGUAGCAUGAGCGUAUUCAUUGAGCAAGGUUUGCGACGUACGUUGACAGCUGCCUACGAGAAGGCAGCAGGGAAGAACAACUGCUCGCUUGAACAAAUUGAUAAGGUUGAAGGACUCACCGUCCGUGUCAUGUCCCAUAUCGAUAAGAAACAUCUCAUUCGAGAAGAGAUGUUCAAGCGAUAUGAACGAAUUGGUUGCCCAUCUGACUACCCUGUUCAUACGAAAUGCGUAGGGCUGUUUCAGUCAUUUGAUGGGAUUGAUGUUCUUUUGUUCGCGAUGUAUGUCUAUGAAUAUGGGGACGACUGUCCUGCGCCAAACCGAAGAAGAGUGUACGUCUCCUACCUCGAUUCUGUGCAGUAUUUCCAACCGAGUCAAUAUCGCAGCAUCGUGUAUCAAUCAGUGAUUGUAGAAUACCUUCGUUUCGUGAAGAAGAGGGGUUUCCACACAGCCCACAUAUGGAGUUGUCCUCCUGCCGGGGGGGAUGAGUACGUUUUCUUUUGUCAUCCUUCGCACCAAAAGAUUCCACAAGAAGAAAAGCUGAGGAAUUGGUACUAUCAAACACUCGAUACUGCCAAAGCUGAAGGAAUUGUCGUCGAGACCACAGAUUACUACGACGAAUACUUCAACAACAACGGCAAAGAUGCACCAAUCGGUUAUGCCCCGAAUCCAUUAUCUCUGCCAUAUUUUGAAGGUGACUACGUUCCUGGUGAGAUUGAAAAAAUUCUGACUCAAAUGACAAAAGAAGAAAGGAAACCAGUUAUGCCUCCGCCUAAGGCAGCGCAAAAAAGAUCUGGAUCAAAGCGCGGAACUCGUUCAAAUCCAGGGUCUCUUGUGAACCAGUAUCCAGACAAGGUGAUGCUUCGGCUUGGUCAGACCAUUUACAACAUGAAAGAAAACUUCAUUAUCGCGAGACUGCGGAACAAACGCUUUGUUGCUGCAUCUGACCGUGGUGAAGAUCUAUCCAACUGGCCUGACGAUGAUGCGUUCAAGCCUCCAGGCAAAGAUUCGCAUUUCAAUGGGAUGCUGAUGGGAGAUAUGUCAGACGACGAAAGUGACGACGAGCGCCAAGCUCUCCUCGCUCAAAAACUUGCCGAGGCUGUGCGGUCAUCUGGCAAGAUUGGUUCGACUGUCGAAGCUGACGACCAAUUUGAAAGCGAACUGUUUGAAAACCGGCAACUCUUUCUGAACUACUGUCAAACGAAUCACUUUCAGUUUGACCAGCUCAGGAGAGCAAAGCACACAAGUAUGAUGGUUCUGUACCAGCUCCACAACCCCUUGGCCCCGAAAUUUGUUCCACGAUGCGGGGUAUGCUAUCGUGACAUUGCAAAUGGUGCCCGAUAUCACUGCAACAAUUGCGCAAGCUACGAUCUUUGCCAAGAGUGUUAUGGCCCCGUCACGAAUGGAUCCUGGGCGAAUCGUGGAUCUCGAUUCUCCCACGACAGUAACCAUACAUUCUCCAAGGUUUUGACUGAGAAUACUGGGAUUUCACAAGAACAGCAAGCCGAGAGAACCAAGGCCAUGAAGCCUUUCUUGUUGAUUCUUGUCCAUGCGGCAGGCUGCCCCGGUUCUCCCCAAUGCAAUUUAUUGAAUUGUCGCAAGAUGAAGCAGCUCUUUGCGCAUGUGAAGACUUGCGAUCAGACCCACAAGAAGGGUUGCAAAAUCUGUAUCCGAAUGCUGGCCCUCAUUCUGGUUCACGCCCGAUCUUGUACGAUCCGAGGAAGCUGUCCUCUUCCCUUUUGCGAUCGUAUCCGUGAACGCAACGAGCGUUUGCGCCGUCAACAGCAACUUAUGGAUGAUCGACGUCGUAAUGCCCAAAACGAAUUCUAUCAACAAGAGGAUUGA
This is a messenger RNA of Cylindrotheca closterium, 6186 nucleotides long. The record is from the annotation of a GenBank genome assembly. Lineage: Eukaryota; Bacillariophyta; Bacillariophyceae; Bacillariales; Bacillariaceae.